AUAAAACCCCACUCCCGUCACCAAAGAGUCCAAGCUAGCUAGCUAACAACCUGCUGUUUGUGCAGCUGUACAGUAAUGUCCUUCAGCUAUGUCUGCAGUUUCUAAAGUUGUUCUUGGAGCAUCCGUAGUAUUGACUAUUGCCACUGUGUUAGGAGUGCAUAUCAGGCAGUACUGGGACAGAGAGAGACUGCACGACGGAGUGCUGCGAGACCUGGAGCGUUUAGAGAGGAAGCGCGAAAACCUUCGAGCCCUGGAGAACCAGAUAAUACUGACCAGAGAGCUUGUGGCCGAGCGAGAGAGGCAGGAAACCCAAGGUGGCAAAUAGCGCG
Messenger RNA from Electrophorus electricus (electric eel), 329 nucleotides. It is a transcript of the gene pet117, whose product is annotated as PET117 cytochrome c oxidase chaperone. The record is from RefSeq and is a predicted model, not a curated record. Lineage: Eukaryota; Metazoa; Chordata; Actinopteri; Gymnotiformes; Gymnotidae. Gene Ontology annotation, biological process: mitochondrial respiratory chain complex IV assembly. Gene Ontology annotation, cellular component: mitochondrion.